Messenger RNA from Haliotis rubra (blacklip abalone), 3674 nucleotides. Its product is annotated as sodium-dependent glucose transporter 1C-like. Gene Ontology annotation, biological process: transmembrane transport. Bases 136 to 1458 code for a protein of 440 amino acids. The record is from RefSeq and is a predicted model, not a curated record. NCBI's taxonomy places the organism in Eukaryota, Metazoa, Mollusca, Gastropoda, Lepetellida, Haliotidae. The transcript is spliced from 2 exons.
AUUUUUUAAGUUCAUGAACAUAAAAAUCCUUACACGUAUUUCCUGUAUAUUGUGCAGGGUGUCCACAACGCCAUUCACGGCCCCGCCCUCCUCGACCUGGCUCAGAUCACUCAUACCAAUGUAGAGCAGGCAUCUAUGUUCUUCACCGCCAUGGCUGCUGGGGGACUACUGGGGACGCUAUGCGUGAGCUGGCUCUUUGAUCGAUUCCCCCGCCACCAGUCCCUCCUUCUCGGCGUCGCCAACGUCGGUGUCGGUAUCACGACGGCGGGAAUACCUUGCAGUGUACAGUACCCCCUCACAAUAGCGCUCUGUUUCGUCAACCAGUUCAUCAGUGGUGGAAUGGAAACAGUUGGCAACACUGACAUGGUCGCCACAUGGGGCAGCGAGAGCAAUAUGCAUCUCCAGUUCAUGCACUUCACACUGGCAGCUGGAGCGACAGUAGCACCUCUCAUUUUGAAACCUUUCCUUGCAAAAUCCCAGCUCCAAACACCAUCUGACCUGACCUCCAAUGGGACCGUAUUCCCUUGUUCGAUUUCAACAGAAGUUGGUGGAUCUCACAGUUCAAUGUUCUUCCCUAACACUUCCCUAAUGUACAACGAUACUACGGUGGUUUUGCCUCUUCAUAACCAGACCAUAUCGUGUCCAGAACCUCCCAGUCUCAUCCGUUACGCGUACCUCAUCAGCGGACUCAUGUCGGUAACAGCUGCAGUUCCUUUUCUUGUGGAAGCUUGUAAGACUGACAAGAAAUCGCGACCUCAACCAGCUCAAGCAGACCAAUUAGCCAGACCAACUCUACCCCCGAGACUCAGAUAUCCAGUGUUUAUAUUCGUAGGAUUGUUUUACCUUUUCACUUGUGCCGCAGGUGGGUCGUAUAUAGCUUAUCUCGCCACCUUCUGUGUAAAGCAGCGUGGGUGGACGAGGUACCUCGCGUCAUUGAUCACAACCGCCUUCUGGGGGAGCCUCUGUCUUUUUAGGCUGAUAGCGGUUGUCCUGUGCAAGUUCCUUUCUCCUUUGACGAUGAUGAACGUGUUCCAGGUGACGAUGCUGCUGUCGAUGCUGAUGGCGUGGGUUUCUGUUCACUUGGACUCGGAUGCUGGUCUCUGGGUAUCUGUUAUUGGAACAGGGGCAUCAAUAUCAACCUUAUUUGCCUCCGGGAUUUCUUACGUCGAUGGUGACGUCAUGCCCGUAACGGGUCGUGUGACGACAGUCGUCAUGAUUGGUUCAAAUAUUGCGGGGAUUGUUAACCCGGUCGUGAUGGGGCACCUGCUACAAGAAGUAUCGAUUAUGUGGUUCCUGUAUGUGCCUAUCAUUGAACAUUGUGCUGCGUUUGCUGCAUUUCUGGGUCUGGUGUUGCAUUCCAAAACGUUAAUCAGAAACUACAUACAGAAGUGUUCCGAGCUGACUCAAGCUGAGGUAGAUCUUGACACUUCUGUAGGGAAGAACACAUACGAAGCAUGAGGACUUUAGUAAGGAAACUGACUCUAUACAUUUGCUUUAGAUACUACCACCUCUGAAAUGAAAAAAGAAAGAAAUUUAAAACAAAACAUGAUUUUAUGAUUGUAAAUCACUAAAAAGCAGAUCUUGUGACGAAAAUCGUCCAUGAGUGUGAACAAUCCUUGAACGCACGCUCGAGGUUUCCUUGAUAAGUUCAGAAUCCCAUACAGCAAGACUUGUCUUGAUACACAUUGCCCUAAAAUAUUGAAGGUAAUUUUAUCCCCACCCGUAAGAGAAUUCAUGGAAAUGAAAAGAGUCCUCCUUUAAGCCAUCACCUCAUGGCUUGAGAUUCCGGCUAGAGGUGUGUUCAUGUUUGGGAAAUACACUGGUAUUUGGUCACAUACCUAUACAAUCCCCUUGCGGUAGGAAACUUACUUACGUUGCAUUGCCAGCAUCUGGAUGCAUAUACUCUUAGCCAAGCGUUGUGUCAAACCUCUCACCCUUUGAAGCUGAUGCACCAUUUACCAAAGUGAAUUCUGCAUGCUGUUUUUAUAAUCAGAGUUUGUGAAGAAAUGGCCAUCAUUCACUUCGCUAGACUGCCAGUUUUACAAUGGCAGUGUUAAAGUCAUGGCGAUCGCUAAAAGUACGAUCAUUACAAUCAUGGUAUACUGCACUUUCUCUCGAUUACCAUACAUCGCACACUCUCUAACGUACACUUCAUGGUGAUCAAAAGAGGGUUGUGUAUGAUGAUCAAGGGAAAGAGUAGUGUAUGAUGAUUAAGAGAGAGAGCAGUGCAUGAUGAUUAAGAAAGUGGAUAGUGUAUGAUGAUCAAGAGAGGGUAGUAUGUGUUGAUCAAGAGAGGGUUGUGUAUGAUGAUCAAGGGAGAGAGUAGUGUGUGAUGAUUAAGAGAGAGAGCAGUGCAUGAUGAUUAAGAAAGUGGGUAGUGUAUGAUGACCAAGAGAGGGUAGUGUGUGUUGUUCAAGAGAGGGCUGUGUAUGAUGAUCAAGCGAGAGUAGUGUAUGAUGAUCAAGAGAGGGUAGUAUGUGUUGAUCAAGAGAGGGCUGUGUAUGAUGAUCAAGAGAGAGUAGUGUAUGAUGAUCAAGAGGAAGAGGGAGAGCAGUGCAUGAUGAUUAAGAAAGUUGGUAGUGUGUGAUGAUCAAGAGAGGGUAGUGUGCGUUGAUCAAGAGAGGGCUGUGUAUGAUGAUCCAGAGAGAGUAAUGUAUGAUGAUCAAGAGAGGGUAGGGUGCGUUGAUCAAGAGAGGGCUGUGUAUGAUGAUCCAGAGAGAGUAAUGUAUGAUGAUCAAGAAAGGGUAGUGUGUGUUGAUCAAGAGAGGGCUGUGUAUGAUGAUCCAGAGAGAGUAGUGCAUGAUGAUCAAGAGAGGGUAGUGUGUGUUGAUCAAGAGAGGGCUGUGUAUGAUGAUCAAGAGAGAGUAGUGUAUGAUGAUCAAGAGGAAGAGGGAGAGCAGUGCAUGAUGAUUAAGAAAGUGGGUCGUGUAUAUGAUCAAGAGAGAGAGCAGUGUAUGGUGAUGAUCACGAAAGGUUCCUGUCAACGUUGGUGUCAAGAAUGACUAAGGUUUCAACUGAUUACAGCUUUAUCAGCAUAUUCUGGAAGAACACAAGACGCAGCACUUGGACUUUUACAAGGACCUUGAAACUUGUGCGGCGAAAACUACAUCUUUACGAGUUAUGUUUGAUUUUUUUUUCAGGUUGUUAAUAUAUACACGACUAAAUGAACAUAUGCAAACACUACAGAAUAUCACUGACGUCUGUUUGUGUUUGAUUCUUUGUGUCUCCGUCAUACAAACCGAUCUUUUUACAUGGGAGUAUGUCGUAAUUUGACUCAUUUGUACGGAGAUGUUUCUAGGACCAUGCGUACACACGACCUGUCGAUAACACUAACUACACAAGGGAAAGCGAUACCGAAGUGUACACACAUUCCAUAAUAGGGCCCGUAGACUUUGUUUGUUCUCAUAUCAGAUACACCUCAGUUUGAGUUAAAUAUAGCGUUUGUGGUUGUGUUGCAGAACAUAAUCUUGAUCAAACAUAGUUUUAGACUGUGAUAAGUAGUUGUAUAAACCAUUCUUCAUCAGAUCAGUUACCAACGAGUUGACCAUAAUGUUAACGAAUGUCCAUCGUUGAAGCUCAUGUGGAUAAUGCAAUGAAAUAGCCAUUUACUGCAGGCCAUUCGUAGCGUCUGUGUCGCCUAAUGUUUUAUGAUUGAAUAAACACACUAGAGUUUG